GCGGAGGUCACGUGACGCCCGCUCCAGUGGGCUUGAGGAAGCGGCGGAGGCGGGAGGCCGGCGACGCCAGGGACCAUGGCCGGGGAGAUGACCAUAUUGGGUUCAGCCGUCCUGACGCUCCUAUUGGCAGGCUAUUGGGCUCAACAGUAUUUGCCUAUGCCCACGCCAAAAGUGAUUGGCAUUGACCUGGGUACCACCUACUGUUCAGUCGGAGUGUUUCUUCCGGGCACAGGAAAGGUGAAGGUCAUACCAGAUGAAAAUGGCCAUUUCAGCAUACCCAGCAUGGUGUCCUUUACAGCCACCGAAGUGCACGUGGGCUACGACGUCUUAGAACUGGCAGACUCCAAUCCCCAGAAUACCAUCUACGAUGCCAAAAGAUUCAUCGGGAAAAUUUUUACCCCAGAAGAGCUGGAAACUGAAAGCCGCCAAUAUCCAUUUAAGGUUGUCAACAACAACGGAGCAGCUGAAUUUUCCGUGACACGCAACGAGACCGUCAGGGUUUCCCCGGAGUACAUUGGCUCUCGACUGCUGUCGAAGCUGAAGAAGAUGGCUGAAGAAUACCUCGGGGUGCCAGUGUUCAACGCAGUUAUUUCGGUGCCCGCAGAAUUUGACCUGUUGCAGAGAAACCGCACUGUUGAGGCUGCGCGCCUUGCAGGUUUAAAGAUCUUGAGGGUCAUUAACGAACCCACGGCGGCAGCAAUGGCUUACGGACUCCACAAGGUCGAUGUCUUCAACGUCUUGGUGGUCGAUUUAGGUGGGGGAACCCUGGACGUGUCUCUGCUGAAUAAACAAGGAGGGAUGUUUCUAACCCGGGCAAUGGCAGGCAACAAUAAACUUGGAGGACAGGAUUUCAAUCAGAGGCUGCUGCAGUACCUGUAUCAACAGAUCUAUCACGCUUACAGCUCCCUGCCCUCCCGAAAGGAGGAAAUCCAUAGACUCCGGCAGGCGGUGGAAGCGGUCAAGUUAAAUCUGACUCUACACAACUCUGCCCGGGUCGCGGUGUCCCUGACCAUGGAAGGAAGGGAGGACUCAGAGCAACCGUCGCCAGACCAAGGGACCAUCAGGAGCGGCCUGUCCGAAGACGGGCCUUCUCCGGCAGCCGGAGACCCCGGGAAGCGCCUUUUCCGAGUGAACCCUCCGGAAGCGGACCGCCUCGGGACCCCGGUCCUGUUUGAAAUGGAGAUCUCCAGGAAACUCUUUGACACCCUGAAUGAAGAUCUCUUUCAGAAGAUCCUUGUGCCCAUCGAGCAGGUCCUGAGGGAAGGGCACCUGCAGAAGACCGAAAUCGACGAAGUGGUCUUGGUCGGCGGCUCGACUCGCAUUCCUCGGAUCCGGCAAGUGAUUCGAGAGUUCUUCGGCAAGGACCCCAACACGUCGGUAGAUCCCGAUCUGGCGGUGGUGACGGGGGUGGCAAUACAAGCUGGGAUCGAUGGAGGGUCUUGGCCGCUUCAAGUUAGUGCUAUUGAAAUUCCGAACAGGCAUUUACGAAAAACCAACUUCAAUUGAACUCCUUCUUCCUCCUCCUCAUCUGGGUGGCCUCUUUUCUCCUUUUCACUUCUCCCAAGUGAAAACAAGCUGUAAAGAUAGUCCAACACACCCCGGGUGUGGACUCACUCUUGCUCAUAUUGCUUUCCAGUUAGGUGACUGGCUGCUUUUAGGUGGACGGCACCUCCUUCCUCCUCCCCUACCCGCCUUUUUGGAAGAACUAAGUCUUCUGAAAUGAUCGUGGACCAAAACAGGCAGCCAUCUCGGGCUGAAUAGCAUGUGACCACACGUGCGGAGCAAACGUGUUUUGAGAAACAAGUUGUGCCAACUGCGAAAAGUGCAAUCCCUUCUAAAUUGUAUUAGCAGGACCUAGUAGUUCCUUUACUUGAUUGUGGAAUGCUACUAUCGAUUUGAACCCAGCGGGCGUGAUGGUGUUGAACACACCACCUGGGACAUUCCCUGGGAUCUGUAUUUGCCGAGACCUGAAGUAUAGCAGUGUUUGUAUUAGUGCAGGCAACAAGGUGGGUGUUCAGAUUGAUCAUCCUGGCGAGUACUCAUUUAACAGGUUGACUUCUCCAGAUGUAGCAGCCCUGCCAGGCUGUGUGUUCUGGGGCUUGGUUACAAGCCUUCCUGUGCCAGGAAAAAUUUUCAACAAAUGGCACCUUUUUUGGUUAGGAAAUAUCGGCACCAUCCAAUAAUCCCAACUAAUUUCCUAAAUGCUUUAUUUAUCCAGUAUUCAGUUGUUUCUCGCUGCUUGGAUUUCCAGGACAUGAUCCUGGUCAGUGACCAAUAAUGAGCGACUCUGUUCUCAGAGUUUUCUAAUCCCUGCUGAAAGCUCAGUCCUGUUUUGCCCGAAGCGUAGCAGUCUACUCAGAGGUAGAUGUCUUUUCAAAAAGGACAUCACAAACUCAGUUUGCGUAAGGUGUAAAGAUUCCAGCUCUUGUCCACAGACAAAUUCCUGCUGUUCUGUUCGGAUCAUUUUUCCAAUUGGGAUUUUGCCCCUCCAAAUGAUGUAUUUGCUCUUGUCUCCUUGCUGCUGUUUUUCUAGCUUUGGGUUUUAGCGCCAUUCUGUUUUGUUUUACAUCUUGGGGUUCCAGUGUUUGGUUACAGUUGAAGGCGGAUCACGUCCCUAGGUGAGGCCUAUGGGGAAGUCAGGGAGGUCUGAGGGACCCAAGUAACUUCACAAAGAGCCCGGCGAGUAGCAAGGAGGCUGUAUUUGUAUAGGGCUGAGUAACCGUGUCCAGGUGCACCAUUGGUAGUCUAGGUUUGUAGACCUCCCUAGGAGUGGGCAGUUAACGUGGCAGCUAAAGUGCUUAAGCAUGGCAGCUAAAAAUCAAAGCCCAGAUGAUCCUGAUGCCAUCCAUAUAGGUUCACUCCAGUUGUAGGUCUGUUAUCUCCAUUGUGGCUAACUAGAAGGCGAUUGCCGUUGCCCAUCCCUGGGACUGUUCAACUAAGAAAACUUAGGUUACAAAGAAACAGGCUAUUUUGCAGAGGUUGGAGUUAUCUUCCCUAAUUUUUCGAGACUUUUUUCCAUAAUGGUUUUUUUUUAUGGGUUGAUGCACCCGGUUCCAGGUACGGUUCUCUUUCAUAGAAAUGAGGAAAAUCACAUGACUUUGACUGUCCUUUGCAUGAACAAAAGGUGAAUUGGAUUCUCUUAUAAAUAAGAGAAAUGUGGAAUUUCUUGUGCUGAUGUGCCUUGGAAUGGUUUUAGGCUGAAAGAGGACCUUUAUUUCUCUUGUGUUUCAUACCCUGUCAGCAUCUUCCAGGUUCAGAUGAAAUCAGAUUCAAACAGUGAAAUAAAUAGAAGCAUUUUUAAGUCAUUCAGUAUACCAAAAUUGGAGAACUGUUUCUGGAAUUUGAAAAUUUAUCGGGCUAGAUAGCAGCUUUUAAAAGCAACCUAGUUUAGUACCUUACUUGAACCAAAUGAAGGCAGUUUGCCUUCAGCCAAAUGCAUUGGUUUGGGAUUAUACAGUCUUGUACUUGAAAGAGGAUUCAGAUUACAUGGAAACUGAGACCCCCGUUAUCUGCAAGAGAUCAUUUAUAACAAACUUUGGGAAAAGACUUUUUUUCUUUAAAAAGAACAUAGUACAUUUUGGGUGCAUUAUACUAUAAGUACUGCUUUCCGUUUCAUAUUUUGAUGAAGAGCCUACUUGUAUUGUUCUACAACGUGUGAGGUACUUAUUUAUUACGUAUCAGAAGAGAAUUUUGGUACUGUAUUUUGGCUCGGACCACUGAGUUUGCGAAUGAUAUUCCAUUGUCUAUAUACCUCUCAUUAGUGCACAGAGAUUUAUGUUGAUAUGGGUCGGAGAUGACUCAGCAGCAUUAAGAUGAGAUUAUGUGAAUUAGGUGGCAUUGUAGAGUUUAUAUUUUGAAAACUGCACUUUAUUGUCCUUUCAGUGCCUAAGGUUGUUCCCAUUUUAAGGCACUUAGGUUGCCACUGGCCUGUCCCAAAUAUUACUGAAAAUGGAGCUUCUUGAUAUUGUAUUUUCCCCUACUGACAAAUCCAGUACAGUAAGAUAUAUGAUAUCCAAAAUUCGGUUUAUUAAAAUAUCAUUUUGGAUGAGCACUUGUCAAUAAAGAUUAGACUGUAUUUUCUGCAUUAUAA
This is a messenger RNA of Ornithorhynchus anatinus (platypus), 4090 nucleotides long. It is a transcript of the gene HSPA13, whose product is annotated as heat shock protein family A (Hsp70) member 13. Lineage: Eukaryota; Metazoa; Chordata; Mammalia; Monotremata; Ornithorhynchidae. Bases 76 to 1506 code for a protein of 476 amino acids. The record is from RefSeq and is a predicted model, not a curated record. Gene Ontology annotation, biological process: protein refolding; vesicle-mediated transport; cellular response to unfolded protein. Gene Ontology annotation, molecular function: misfolded protein binding; ATP hydrolysis activity; ATP binding. Gene Ontology annotation, cellular component: cytoplasm; nucleus; plasma membrane. The transcript has 5 exons.